GUAAGUUUGAUCUUCUCCAUUCAUAUUUAUUAUCGUUAUUUACAGACGAUGUAGCUUUACGUUAAUUCCAGCAUGCAUUGCCUACAUGCAGAAUAGAGUUUCGUGAAAUUAAGUGAUGAUACAUCAAUAAUGGCAACCACAAAAGAGUUCAACCCCAAGUUCGACCCCAACACGGAGGCGUUCCAAAUGCGAGCCCAGUGGAAGAAGGUGGACAUCUGCCGCAAGCAGUGGUUCGAGCGGUGGAGCUGGCUACUGGACGAGAGGAAAAAAGCACUAGAAGAGUCCGACAAAAUUCGUCAGGAAGCCGCGUCAGCUCUACAUCAGGUGUUCACCAAAACAGAACUGGUCAAGUCUCUGAAGCCGGUGCCAGUCACGUCAACUGGCUUCAUAGGAUGGCUGGCUUCGAAGCCAGAUUGCCAGUUGGAAAUUUAUACAUCAUGGCUUUCGAAAAUACCCAGGCGACUACCUGAUGCCUGGGAUGAUAAGGACUACCUUAGUCCAGGGCAAUCAUUGAAGGCUGUAGAGUGAUUUUAAUCGAGAUAUGCAAGCGAUUUGAAUCGAAGAUCUUCGUGUAAAUGGAUAAUAAUUAUGAUUUAAACAUUGAUAAAUUA
Messenger RNA from Ostrinia furnacalis (Asian corn borer), 611 nucleotides. RefSeq lists its product as uncharacterized. The record is from RefSeq and is a predicted model, not a curated record. Lineage: Eukaryota; Metazoa; Arthropoda; Insecta; Lepidoptera; Crambidae. The transcript has 4 exons. The coding region runs from base 130 to 528 and encodes 132 amino acids.